AGGGUCAUGUGCGUUUGAAGAGGGCCUAUAGGUCUAAGGCCAACUCCCAGACUUGGCCUGCUGUGUGAACUUGGCAAAGCUCUAACCUUCUCUGGGCUGUUGGUGUCCCUGUCUGGGCUCUGAGGGUCGUGGCUGAGAAGGUCCCAAGUCCAAGACGGGAGAAGCUCCCCAGAGCCUGCAAGGGGUUAAGCUCCGGGGCUCCUGCUCAGCAGCCCACAGCCCCCUCCUUCUGACAAACACUUGUAGGAAAUCAGGCCUGGCGCUUCCUGCCGCAGCCCAGCGAGGCCGCCUCAGGCAGCCUCAGGCAGCCUCGGCUGCUGCAGGGUGGUGGGUGAGUGGCUGUGGGGCGGGGAGAGUGGAGAGAUGCUUGUCUGUGUGCUGGGGCUCAGGCUGGCAAAGUGGCCUGGAGGCGGGCCAGCGUGCGAUGGAAGCCGGGGGCUCCCCGGGUUUGGAACAAAGACCUCCCAGGCAGGUCCCCUGAGCCCGGGGCCGGCAGGGCCGGCAGGACAACCGUGGAGCCCUAGAGAAAGACAGGCUGUAGGCGGGAUGGCUGACAGCUCUGGUUCUUGAGGAUGAUGUGGCCCAGGUGAAGCCCAGGCCAGGCCCGGAUGGCCAGCUCAGGGACUGAGGUCCACUGGGCUGAGCCCAGCCUGGGGCAGGGGCCCCGACGGCGCUGGGCCUGGGCCGAGGAGAAGAAAGGGGACGACAGAGGUGGCUCACGGGGCUGGGGAGAGCAGCCUUUCCCCGGUAGCCCCAGCCCCGAGCUCCUGGAGGACUUUCUGCUGGCCCAGCAGCACCCCUCACCGUCCCUGGAGUGGGGCCCAGACCUGCAGCCUGCCACGCAUCAGGAUUCCUCUUCCAGGGAGUCUUCUGGAGAAGAGACCGAAGCAGAGGAUGUGGACAGCCCAGCUGGCUCCGCCUUGCCUCUCAGCUGGCUCCCCCAGGAGGGUCCUCGGCUGGGCAUGACCGAGAAAGAGCCAGAUGAGGCCCUUGGAAAUCCUGAGGCCGAGGAGAUGGGAAAGAGCAUCCCACAGCUGGAGGAGAAGCUCAGCUCAGACAGUGGUAGAAACACCUGCCCCGUGACCCUGGGGCCGACUCAGGCUUGUGGCUGGGUGGCAUCCAGCUUACAAGGUGAUGGAAACAGAUUUCCAGAACAUUCCAAGAUCAAACCAUCGGUGGAACUCAGCUCAGCAAGGUCCUGGAGCAGUGGAACUGUGAGCCUUGGUCACCCUAGUGACAGUCUUGAUUCUCCUUGGGAAGGAGACCUCGAUGACCCUGGACCCCCUGCCCUGGUGGAAACCUCACCACCAAGCCCCAGCAAGCAGCUCCCAACCCCAGAUGACAGAAUUGGAGGCCCCGUUGUCCCGGUGACCCCCACAGAGUUCCAGGAUACAGCAGCCCCGGCCCCGAGUGUCCAGCUCAGCACUGGCCGAUGGAGCAGGGCCACUGGCAGCAUCUCGUGCCCUCAGCCCCAGAACCAGACCUGGAAGCGAACCAAGACAGUCCUGAAGGCACUGCCCUCCCGAUUCACCGGCUCCAUCAGCCCCAUGAAUCCUCGGCCUAGGGCAACCCAGAAAGACAAGAUGCCACCCAAGCAGGGAGCCACUCUGGCCAGCCAUUCUUCUGAUGUCCCCAAGUAUGGCCGGGGACAGCUGAACUACCCACUCCCGGAUUUCUCCAAGGUGGGGCCCAGGGUGAAGUUCCCCAAAGAUGAAAGUUACCGCCCCCCCAAGUCCAGGAGCCACAGAGGGCAACCUCAAGGUCCUGCCGGGCCCCUGAUCUUCAAGUCCCCAGCAGAGAUUGUGCGAGAGGUACUGCUGAGCAGUGGGGAAGCAUCCCCCCAGAAGGACCCUUCUCCUGCUCAUGCCAUCACCAGGGUGCCCCAAGAGUUUCAGACACCAGAACAAGCCACUGAGCUCGUUCAUCAGCUCCAGGAGGACUACCACAAGCUGCUCACCAAGUACGCCGAAGCCGAGAACACCAUCGACCAGCUGCGUCUUGGCGCCAAGGUGAACCUGUACUGGGACCCGCCGCAGCCCAGCCACAGCAGCCACCAUGAGGGCAUGGUGCCACAGGGCACCCAGGUCUUGUCCUUCACCAUCCCACAGCCCCGCUCAGCACAGUGGUGGCCAGGCCCUGCCGAGGACUGCCAGAUGACCAAUGCUUCAGGGUGGCCGACGGCUAGAGGAGACCUGAGUGACCCGUCACCCUCCAGCAUACCCAUCCCAGGCUGGCUUCCAGAAGACCAGGCCGCCACCCAGGACCAGCCCUCAGCGGAGUGGACCAAGGUGCUGGCUUCUCAGGCCCGUCAUGUUCUGGCCCAGGUGGACUCCUUUGAAGAACUGAUGGAGGCAGGCCAGCUCACGCCCCGGAACCAACUCAAGGGCUUCCGGCAGCUCCAGGCGGCCCACAGGGCCCUAGAGGAGGAGUACUUGAAGGCCAACAGAACGCAAUACCUGGACCAGCAGUUCACUGGCUCUAAGAGCACACCUGGGAAAUUUGAUCCAGGCAGGGAUCUGGAGAUGGAGAUCUACCAUCUGGGAACCCGUCUAGAAGAGCUGAAGGAGCUCAUGGACCAGACCCAGCAAGAGCCCAAGCCACCUGUGUGCGAGGCAGCUCUGGACAGCACCCCAGCCUCGCCCGUGUCCCGCCAGCCCAUGCAUCUGCCCACACCAGACAGCCAGAAUGCCUUCCCUGAGCCUGCCGCCCCUGGCCCAUUGCACAUGAAUGCGGAGGUCACUUCCAGCAGUAGUGAGGUGGGAAACAGUCCCAGGGAACUCCCAGCUCCGCUCCGGCACAAGGAGCUGCAGAUGGAACAAGGUUUCCACGGCCUUCUGGACCGGUACCACAGUGUGAAGUCCCUCCCGGAAGCCAUGAAAAUGGAGGAGGAGGAAGAGGCAGAGGAGGCAGAAGAGGAAGAGGACGGUCACACUCUGGAAGUGGAUGGGUCAGCUCCAGUUGCAGGGACCGCAAAAACCAGCAGGAUGCCUCCAAAACAGCAGCUGGCACAGGCUGAGAGAGGACAUGGGGUGCCCCUCGAAGAAGCCAUGGAGCAGAUGGGGUCCCUGACGUCCCAAGGCCUGCACACCUCCAGAGACAGGCACAUGCCGAGUCUAGGCAUGGCUGGAGCUGCAACUCGAGGCCCUGGCAUGGUGGCCCCCACCCUGGGUGCCAAGCCCGCAGCAUCCCACCAGAGCAGCACGGCCAGCUUGCAGGGCAGCAUCUCUGAGCACCUACCCCAGAAGCCUUUGAACCACACCUGUGGGCUCCACGUGGAGGAGUCCUGGAUGGCAUCCCCGGAAACGGACAGUGGCUUCGUGGGCUCUGAGACCAGCAGAGUGUCACCCCUCACCCAGACACCAGAGCACCGGCUCUCCCACCUCAGCACCCCAGGCACAUCAGGCCAGCCCCCAACGGCUCCUGCGCCUCACAAUGGAGCCUCCCGCCCCAGGACCAGGGGUUCUGCUAAUCCCAGGAGAGCUAGGGAACCCAGCACUCCCAGGAGUCGAACACAGAGAGCCCCGGCCAGCCCAAGCAGUCCUCCCCAGCACCGGAUGCCUGGCUUCCGCCUGGAGCGCCCACUGGUAGCCGACAUGGAAAUCCCUGGCUCCAAGUUGGAGAGGCCACAGCAGAGUUCGGGACAGCUCCUCCCCAGCAGGACAAUCAUCCCUGCCCCCACCCUGGCCCCAGGAAUGGCCCCUCUGCCCCAAGAACCUUCGACCGAGACUACCCCCAGCUUCCUUCUCAGCAGGGCAGGGCGAGAUCAGGCGAUCCGUGAGCUGCAAGAAGAAGUGUCCCGACUCCAACUACAGCUGGAAAGCAGCCUGCGCCGGUCACCUCAGGACAGCACCUUGCACCUGGGACCUGCUUCCCAUCACCCUACCCAGCCCCAGGACCGGCCAGCGGACCCCUUAGCAUCCUGGAGCUCCCACUGUGGCAGUAAAUCCACAGAAACGUUGGCCAGGGAGCCAGGAUGUGCGGAGCAAGCUUCGCCCAUGAGAAGGCAGCGGGCCAGGUCGUCCUCGGUGCCCCGGCUGCCCCUGAGUUCUCAAUCUGAGCCCCCCUCUCCUCAGCGGUCAUCUGAGAAGAGCAGGACCCCCGAGGACAGUGCGCAGCCAGCUCGGGACAGCGCGAGAGCUGGGGGCAGCACGAGACGGCCAGACAGAGUCACCUUCUGGGGCCAGUACACAGGACAAGAGUACCAUGUUAGGCCACCGAAGGCUGUCCCAAGAGAUGGUGACACAGGCUCCUCCUGUCCUAAGUGCCAGCCCUACAGGAGUCAGGAUGCAGGCAGUGCUGCCUCUAAGGACCCCCUGGAACCCUCACCCUCUGAUGCACGCCGGUGCCCCCUGUGUGGUCAAGUUGGAAUCUCCGAGGAGGCGAAAAUCCCAGACCCAGCCACAUCUGGGUCAGAAAAGGCUGCCACCAGGAGAAAAGCACCUGCAGCCUCCGGCGCCAAGCAGAGGAGCAAGCGGGCGGGGUCGCCAGCGGAUCUGCCACCCGGCCUGUGGUACCUGGCAGCCGCGCCCCCAGCACCGGCUGCUCCAGCUUUCACCUACAUGUCCUCAGUUCCUGUUGUGCCUUAUCCGCCAGCCACUGUGUACUAUGCACCUACAGCGGCACCUACCUCAGCCUCCAUGGGCACAGCCUCCAGUCGGGCAGCCCGGGGCCACCGGCACUCCGUCCAGCUUGAGCCCAGGGACCUGGAGGAGCUGAACAGGGCCCUGAACCAAGCCAUGCAGGCGGCGGAGAGAGUCCGCUCCACUAGCCACCAGAUGAGCCGCUCGCUGUCGGCCGACCUGUGCCAGGUCCGCGGCCUGCGGAGCUCCUGCCUCUUCUGACUCUCUGGAGAUGGCGAGACACAUCAAGGACAGGUGGCCCUGCCAUCCCCCAGGCCAGCAGUCAGCUGGAACCACUGACGCCCGGAAGAUGCUGUGACACGUCCCAGGAGGGUCUCCCUGUGUGCAGGCAUCCCAACUUGGUGGCCCCUUGGUCCUGCACCUCCCGCUAAGAAGAUAUAUUUUAUGCAGAGAUGGACAGACCUUUCAAAACUGGGGUGUUUUUUUUCUGGUCUUGGAUUCUCAUUAGGAGGCAAGGCCCAGACCCCUGGAGCAAACCCACCCCUCACCUGUAAGCAGCCAGCUGCAAGCAGGGCUUAGCAGAAGACCUGGCUCCUACCCAGCAACUGGUCCCUGGGGCACGUGGGUACCUGUGGGGCAUCUUAGGAUGCCAGAGUCCCAGAGUGACACGUGCCAUUUCCCCCCUGGUUGUACAAGCCUUUCCUGUGAGCCUGCUAGACUGGACACCCCAUCCCUCAGCCUCGGGGUGGGGACAGAGGUCCCCAGAAUCUGUCCACACUGUCCCUCUCAGUAACUCAUCCCGACCCCAGCUGUUCCCCAGGAUGCCAGUGGCAUUGAGAGUGGCCAGCUGCCUGCCAGGCCCUUGUCCGGGGCACGACUGUGACCAUGAGGCCAGAUCAUCUCCUGCCCUCACCCCCACCCCAGAGCAGUGUGUACCUCAGCAUUUCCUCAAUGUUUGUGCAUCAGUGCUGUUUGUAUAUUUGAGGCAUUAAAAAGUCUAUUUUCAUUAUAA
This is a messenger RNA of Ochotona princeps (American pika), 5592 nucleotides long. RefSeq names its product AT-hook transcription factor (gene AKNA). The coding region runs from base 609 to 4841 and encodes 1410 amino acids. The record is from RefSeq and is a predicted model, not a curated record. Gene Ontology annotation, biological process: neuroblast delamination; neuroblast division in subventricular zone; epithelial to mesenchymal transition. The transcript is spliced from 22 exons. Gene Ontology annotation, cellular component: centrosome. Lineage: Eukaryota; Metazoa; Chordata; Mammalia; Lagomorpha; Ochotonidae.